UAGUCAACGCGGAAGUGCCUGAAACCUGUAUUCUCUCAAAUGACCAGCAGAGGGCGACUUGACAGGAGUCAGUUUCUAUAUAAAUCUAUGAGAAAAGGACUCUACUUCUCACUCGACAUAAACGUGAGUAAACAUUUUCCUGAGGAGUUUAUGGUGACAAUCUCAAUUUCCAUGUCUUCUUUAUGACAACAUGAUGUUCAUUUUCUCUCAUUAUGUCUUAUUUAGAGGGUUAGGGCACCGUAUGCAUUAGUACAUGAAUACUGUGCAAUUGACGGCUAGAACCAUCCAGUGUGUGCAGGUCACGUGUAGGAGGAAUGUUUUUGUGAAGGCCUGCCCGUGGCCCUAAUCAAGAAGAAUAGUUAACUGACUAAUAAUAAUAAUUAAGCUAUAACUAAAAUGACCUGGCUGCUGUCUGACAAGUUACCUUCACAUCAUGAUCUCUCACGUGGACGGCGUGCCAUCAAAGAUAAGAUAAGAUGAACCUUUAUUGAUCCCCGUAUCUGAAGUAAAUAUCAUAUAAAAUAGAAAUACUAUGCCAUAACAAUAACAAUAUUACAUACAGUAAUGUGCAAUAUCAAAUAGAAUUUAAAAUAAAUAAAAGUUAGUUGGAUGUGCAGUUGGGAUUUGGACUGUAGAUAGCAGUCGUGUUUAGUUGUCACUAAUGUUUGAUGAGCUCUGCAAGUGUUGGAAAAGACAAAGGAAAAAACAUAAUUUGCAAAACACGGGUCUUGUUGAUGAGGUCUCAAUCACUAUAUUUUAUUUCUUUUCACCCUUUAGAAAAUAUAUCGCUAUGAAGGUGAUGUUGGUGUAUGGCGUUUUAAAAUCCUGUUGCUUGUGAGUCUCUUUAUAACUUGGUGCACCUGCACCUCUCGAGGUCUCUGCACGGCCCUGAUCUUCUUGAUAAUAUCAGCCUGUGUUUAUAUUAAAACAUCUGUAAAAACCAUUCCCUCUUCAUGUGUCACUGCUUUGCAGACUUUAAUUUAAAUUUAAAGAUUUAGAAAGUGGUUGUGCGUCAGCCCAACAAUAAUUCACAGUGGCAGUGUAGUCAGUAGCAACAGUGAAACACAUUGAGGACGAGGGGUUCAAAUGAUAAUCUCAUACUAAGGCGUGUUACUCGGAUACAUUUCGGCAAUCCAACGUCCAAUUUCAGAUUACCUUAAAAUCAUAGCGCUAAUGGUUAUUAUAUGAUAUUAUUAAAAGAGGGUUCAUCCAAUCGGAGACGCGUACGUUUCUGGGUUAAAAAACGUGAUGUCCCUUUAAGAGGAAGGGGGAAGACGAGAAGCAAGAGGGCUCCACUUCCUCGUAGUCCUCACAACCAAAACAGUAUUCGUGCGCAAUGGGCGAGUCCGCGUCCUCGGGUGGACAUUUUCUGAUCUGACGCGUGGCGCACAUCGUCGGGACGCGCCUCUUCGCGCACCAUGCUGCAGCUCAACGACGCCGUGGAGCCGGAGAGUCCGGGCGCCGCCGUCCUCCACCCGGCGGAGGCGGAGGACGGGGUCGAGGUUGCCUUCACGCCGCCGGAGGCCGGACGCAGCUUCGGCCGCGGAGCCUCCGUGGCCUGCUGCCCGCCGCUGCAGACGCUGACGCCCUUUCACGUGCACAACCCCACGGUGCAGGCGAAAGUGAAGGACUACUUCGUGUUUAGGCCAGGUACCAUCGAGCAGGCAGUGAGCGACAUCAGGACCGUGGCACUCCCUUCUGAGGAUGGAGAGGUGCUCAGCGUGUGGCUGCUGGCAGAAGUUGACCACUGGAACAACGACAAGGAGAGACUUGUGCUCAUAACCGACAGGUCACUGCUGGUGUGCAAGUACGACUUCAUCAACCUGUUGUGUCAGCAGGUCAUCAGGAUCUCCCUCAACGCUGUAGACACUAUCUCAGUGGGAGAAUUUGAGUUUCCACCCAAAUCCAUGAGCAAGAGAGAAGGUUAUGGGAUUCGCGUACAGUGGGACAAACGUCCUCGGGCCUCAUUCUUUAACCGCUGGAACCCCUGGUCCACAGACAUGCCCUACGCCACCUUCACAGAGCACCCCAUGGCCCAUGCUGACGAGACGGUUGCCUCUCUGUGCCAGUUGGACAACUUCAGGACCCAACUGGUGCAAGCAGUGAAGAAAGCCCAUAAGGAGCAUCCCAUCCCUGGGCGGGCUAACGGUGUCCUGAUCCUGGAGAGACCCCUGCUCAUUGAGACCUAUCUAGGCAUUGUGUCCUUCAUCAACAACGAGGCCAAGUUGGGCUACUCCAUGACCCGUGGCAAGAUUGGCUUCUAAAAGCCACGUUUUCUCUUAAGUACAACAAAGUUUAUUCCAUGUGUCUAUGUUACACUGCACUCUCUGAGAGAAACCGUCGCUCCACUACAGUGUAACGCGCAACCAAUCAGUGUGUGUGUGUUGAGCCCAUGAGAUUUCCACACCUCCUUAAGUUGGUGUCACAGACAAGAGGUCAGCCUAAAUGAUGCACAGCACUGCAUGGACUGUCUACCCAUUUGUUGUUACUGGUCCCAGUUCCUUUCUAUCAAAGAGCUGCUUGCACAUCUGCCAUAACCGUGUGGAUCCUCAGGAACGAAAUCCAUGUGACUAGAUAAAGAGAAAGGACACGGCAUUUGCAUAAAUGUAUCACUUUGGUUCUUAUUCUAGAUUGAGCUUCAUGUAGUCCCAUGAGUAGCAACAUCAGGGAUGAAGUUUGCCUUUAUUUAAAAAAAGAAAACAGCCACACUACCGUAACAUAUGUUCCAUAUUUGCCACAUUAAUGUGGUGUUGUGAAGGAUUGUAUUAUUCUGAUCAUAAGGCUAUAGUGUGGCUUCUCGGAAUGGAAUAGCAGCUAAUUGAUUGAGUUUAAUGGUCUUGUCACAUGAUUAUUGUAAUAAACAUUACUAAUAUGGAAACUGUUACAGGAUCUGCACUGCUACACCGAAAAGCUCUGGGCUCAGCAGUGUUACUUGUGGAAAGAUAUGAGCUGAGGUACAAUUUUCAGUAUUAAUGAAACAUGUUCAGUGGAAAUGGUGAAUCACAUGUUGUGACCUUCCCCUCUUAAUGUGUUUAACAGUGUUUUGCUCUCCAUGCUUACAUUUGCCUAAAUUAUGUCUUUGCUAAGAGUAGCGAGUUGCUGUACCACUUGGAGAGCUGCAUUAGCCAUUAUAGCUAAAAUGGUCUUGUAAGUUACAAAUGUUUUAUGCAACACGAAUGUGUAAACCACGGCUUUGUUGUUUGUAAGUUGCAUUCAACAAGCUUCUCUUAUGUUCUUAAUACAUCUGCUUUCAGCUGCACUUAACUCUGCAGCGAGAAUAAUGGAUAGGUUACAAAAUGAAAUACAUGCAAAUUGAGCUUUCUAUCAGUUUACUACCCACUGUAUGUAUCUUGUGAUUUUUUCUUUGAGCCGCACCCUAUAGUACAUUCCUACCAAAGGAAACAGACCAUAAUUUCAUGCUUAACAAUUAAUACUUGUGCGAAAAAUGCCUUUUCUGGUCCUAACUUGUGCAUGUUUCUUGCACGUUGAGUUUGCAUGACUGAUGUUUUUUAAAGGAAUAUCCAUAACAAAUGUGUAAAUAAUAAUAAGGUUUUAUUUAUCUGCAGUUACUUUGAUGCAGUUAACAUAUUAACGAAUCCUGAAAAUGCAUAUUUCCUUAUUAUUUAUUAUCAACAUUUUAUUAUGGGAUUAAUUUAUCGUUACAAACAUGUGGAGUGUUACAGUUUGUCCAUUUCGUUGCACAGUAGCCACAAUGGAUAAUAAUAAAUACCCACGUUAUUGACAGGUUCUCAUCUAUAUUUGUUAUAGGAUCGCAUUUACGUGUUUAUUCUGCCGAGGAAAGGGAUUUUGUUCUUUGUGCGUUUCUGAAGUGGGCCAGCAAACCAACAGGCGACUCCUUGAAGUCAAGUAAUACGGUCCUAAUAUAUUUAGUCCUGCCUGUUCAUUUGUUUUCAGGAUUCUUGCUGGCAUUUCAGUUUGGUCAGUUGGCAACAACAAAUAAAUGAUACCAGUAAUGAUGGAGUAUUUGCAGAUUUAAAAUAUUGCAACUCAUGUCAUAAAGAACUGCUUUCAAAUUAUGCAUUGAUAAAAUGUGUUGUGUCUUUGUUCCAGCGAGGAGAUUAAACACCAUCAAAACACCA
This is a messenger RNA of Scophthalmus maximus (turbot), 4100 nucleotides long. RefSeq names its product tumor protein p63 regulated 1-like (gene tprg1l). Gene Ontology annotation, cellular component: cytoplasm. The transcript has 6 exons. The record is from RefSeq and is a predicted model, not a curated record. Lineage: Eukaryota; Metazoa; Chordata; Actinopteri; Pleuronectiformes; Scophthalmidae. The coding region runs from base 1419 to 2264 and encodes 281 amino acids.